Molecule: messenger RNA, 3150 nt
Organism: Chelonoidis abingdonii (Abingdon island giant tortoise)
Lineage: Eukaryota; Metazoa; Chordata; Testudines; Testudinidae
Product: SLAM family member 5-like
Biological process (GO): T cell activation
Cellular component (GO): external side of plasma membrane; membrane
Source: RefSeq, a predicted model, not a curated record
ACUGAGUGGGGGAAGGAGGGGUCAGAAGAGGAGGGAGAAGGGACCAAUGUGUGUGAGGGGGUGGUAACAGAGGUAGCACAAGGAUAUUACUCAAUGGCUAAUGCAAAGCAUGGCCCAGUGGCUAGGACACUAGCCAGUGACUCUGGGUCCAGUGCCCAGCUCUACCAGAUUCUCCCUGUGUGACCCCGGGCAAUGCUCUGAGUCGAUUGGUGCCUCAGUUUCCCCACCUGUGCCAUGGGGAUAGCAGCACUCCUCUGCCUCAUGGGAGAGAGGAGGGUUAGGGUAACUUAGAGACUGGGAAGUGCUCUGGUCCUAGGGUGACGGGCAGCCAGGUAAGUAGCCGAGACUGAAUGUGAAGGUGGGUAUUUAGGGGCUAGUUCCCCUCUCCCCCAAAGUGAUCCACAACACUGCAACAUCUGCAAGAGACAAGCCACUUGUGAGAAAUCUGGGGCCCUGGUACAGGCCCCACCUCCUCUUAUUUGGCCUUAUUUACACAGACAUUAGAGAAGUUUGGGGGGCCCCUGGAGCUCAGGUUCCCCCUUUUCCUCCUGCCUCAUCUGCCCUGGAGAGAGGCUUCUCUAGGGUUGGCCACUGUCCUAGCCUAAGGCAAAGUGGUGUACUGGCCUAGGCUCUCCAGAUGGACUUGCCGUGUGGACAAGGCGCUUCCUCUCUCUGGGAUAAUGACAAGCAGCUCCCUGGAGCACUGAGUGGUGCUCAUGCAGCACUUGGAAAACCACAACACUAGAGAUGAGCCAGGCCUAAUCUGAACUCAGGAGCUUCCAGAGCCAAACUUCCAGCUCAGUGUGAUGUCCUAGGUCUUGAACCCAGCCUGGGAGUCCCUAGAUAGCUGCUGCGGCAUCCUGGCCUCUGCACCCAGUGUCAGCUGAAACCUAGAGUGCCCACAAGCUGGUAGGACUACAGCCUCAGCCAAGACUCCACCAUGAGAGCCCCGACUGGAGGAUCAUCCGACUCCACUGAUUGGUCCAACCACAUUAUUUAAGCCAGAAGGAAGAACAGGAAGUUUGUCUGAGCAAUAAUGUGACUUCCUGUUGUGGCUGCACCCAACCUGCUUCCUGUUUUGCUUUUGCUUUCUCUUGUUUCCACCCUGCUCCUGCUCCUGCUCCAUGUUCAGUCCUUGCCCCCCCUCCAUUUCCUGCCUUUAUGCCUUCAGUUACCAGGCCUGGCUCCGACCCCGGCCUCCAACUUCUAACCCUGAAUGUCUUGACCCUUGGUUCUGCCAUUUGGUAUCUGACCUUGGCUCUGAUGCUGGUCAGCUGAUAGUUGCUUCUGAUGCUGAACCUUGGCUUCGUUCUCCAGCCUGGAUACCUGCUCUUCCCACUAGACAUGACUGCUGCUCUGACUCCUAGGCCAGGUCACUUACAUCUUGAUUCAUAACAGUCUGUCCCAUCCCAGUAACUCACCCAUGUCGGACUUUGGCAGCAGGGCUAAAUCAUAUAAAAAUGGCCACUGGGUUUCUAAUGACCCAAAGGGACCUUGGGUUUAUGUGUCCUGUUCCUCGUUAGCUUAGAAAAAUGAGGCACGGGUGGUAAAAGUGAGACAUUCUGCCCUGGGAGAAGUAAUGUAAUUGGCUUUAAAUGCGGUCCUUUGGAUUUAUGCUGGUGCGAAUGAGAGAAGAAUCAGACACUAGGACUGAUGUAGCUGGAAGAGCUGGAUCAGAAAAGUUUGUGAAGUCCUUCCAUGACCUCCUGUGUCUUGAUAAGUCACAGCCACCAGCCCCCAUUACAGACACACUCAGCCUGGACCCCUGGUCAGAGCUCAGGGUAUUAAGGUCAUGAUUAGAAGACCAAAUGCAGCCUUAUGUACAUAAGUGCCAGACUUCUCCAAGAGCACCCAACAGCACCCACUUCAUUUGGGUCCUGCUGAGGAAAUCCAAUCCUCCAGCCUUCUGUGAACAGCUCGGCUCCCAAAUGCUCACCUCGCUUUCCUCUUUCCCACAGAGCGGCCCCUCCUGAAAUAUCCUCCUAGGACUCUCUGGGAAUGUCUAGGAGAAGCCACUGAUUUGGUGUUAGGAUGGUGAUCCUGAGACUAUGUUGGCUGCUCACGUGCCUCAUCCUCACAGAUGCACGCACCACCAAAUCCCAGGCGAUCCAGCUGACUGGGAUGGUGGGAGGGUCGGUAGUUUUCCCUUUCAAGGUUCCUCCGUGGGUGCCCGUGGAGACGAUCGUCUGGAAUUCGGUCACAACCCUCGCCACAUUUACCCCCAGGAAAGGGAAACCAGCUGCAGUUAAAGUCCUGGAUAAACGCUACAUAGGGCGGUUGAGGGUCUUGGACCAUACUUAUUCUCUGGUGAUUAGCAACCUGAGCAUACUGGACAGGGGCAUAUACAGAGCGCAGAUAAACACGGAGUUCACCACCACCGUGACAGAAUACCUGCUGCGCGUAUACAAGAAAAUCCCAGUCCCAGAUGUUGCCGUUGCCAUCCUGAAUGGAACCUGCAACCUCCUGCUAAACUGCUCUGUCACCGAGGGAUUGGAAAGCGCCACCUUCAUCUGGACGUACACCCGCAGGAGGAUCAUCCAGAUCAAGGAAGGACCCACCCUGCGCAUCUUGAGCCGGCCAAGAGCUAAAGACAUGGUCCACACCUGCCUGGCGAAGAACCCCGUCAGCCAGGGCUCAAAAACAAUCUCCAUAGAAGACUAUUGCGAAAGUGGUUCACCGGCAUCCAUUUUCCAAGCGCUGAAGGCAACGGGCUUCUUUGUGUUCUUUGGACUCCUCUUCAGCAUGACCAAUAUUCUAAAAUAAGGCCCACACGCUGCUGUCGAAUGCAGACCAGAGUGGCGGGAAUGCAUGCAAAGGGAAGAUUUGUUGCUGAGGAGGAUACAGAUGAUAUAACGCCAACAGCAUCCAAAUGUCACCAACCCUUGCUGUAAGUUGCCUGAACUGCAGCCCUUCUAACCUGCACCUGGAUGUGAAGAGCUGCCACUGCAGAACUUAUUACUGUGGCUUUUUAAAAAGCUACUGUAGAUUACAAGCAGCAAGAUGCCAAGGCAUUUCCCAUCUGCAGGCAGAAGGUGAUAAUCUCCUAACAUCUCCUCCUUAUGGGCAUGAAGCAUCACACCUGAGAUCCAGCCAAAAGUGUGAUUGUUUGCUCAUUGUGUUAACUCCAGUUUACCAAUAAAAUGCACUUCU